Messenger RNA from Daldinia loculata, 677 nucleotides. RefSeq lists its product as uncharacterized. The coding region runs from base 265 to 447 and encodes 60 amino acids. Lineage: Eukaryota; Fungi; Ascomycota; Sordariomycetes; Xylariales; Hypoxylaceae. The transcript has 2 exons. The record is from RefSeq and is a predicted model, not a curated record.
UGUAGGCCUCGAUCAUCAACUAGGUACGAACAUUACUACUACUGGUUCUUAAUCCUAUGCUUCCUUCGUAGCCUAUCAGCGCGGGCCUGGUACGCGGCAAUGACAAUAAUCUGUAGCCAUAGCUACUACUUUCAGCUUAAUGUCUACAUGAAUUUCUUGUAAAGCGGUUCUUACUCCAAGACAAUGGCACGACAUACCCCGAUGUAAAUGGAUCUGGUGAACAGGAUGGUAAUGAUGAGGGGUGGAUUCUAGCUGAAAACAACGAUGGGACUUCCAAAGCGAUCCGUCGCAACCUCAUCAUGCAUGGGCGGCGGCAUGCUAGACAAGCACAAGGCGACGCUAGGGAUUCCCCUCGCUAGCCGUCACAAAACUCAGUUCAACGUCGGGGCCCCCAAGAGUACGAAUCCACGGAUAGUCGCCAUAAAUAAAUUGUGGCGUUUGGAGUGAGUCGACCGGGCGUUUUUCCAAUCCCGUGAAGGCAUCUUUAUUCGUAGGUUCUAAGUAGCAUCGGGAACUAACAGGAUGAAUAUACUGGUAUCGCGAUUUACAGCUUGGUGCUUAUAUCAAGGAGUCGACAGAAACACGUCUAGUCAUGGAAUGAAUGUCUUGUAUUGGGAACAGUGUUGCCAAAUAGUUCGUACUAAUUAAUAUACAAUAUUUGGUGUUCUCCAAAGUUG